GGGUUUUGCAAAUCAUUUUCAGAUUUAUUCAGUAGGCUAUAAAUAAUAUGUCACGUGCACUCAGACCGAUUAGGGACUUGUCUUGUUUAUGUCGGCGUUUGGCAAAAUCUCAUGCUAUAAUAAAUUCAUGUUCAUACAAAACUUGGGAUGAAUCUGAGGAAAGCAUAUAUACAGAAGAUCAUGCUCAACUCAUGAGAUCACUACGUAAAAUAAUUGACAAAGAUAUUAAUCCAUUUGUUGAUGCUUGGGAAGAGAAAAAAGAAUUUCCCGCACACACCGUUUUCAAGAUUCUAGGAAAUGCUGGAUUCCUUGGUGUAAACAAACCUGUUGCAUAUGGGGGGCUGGGAUUGGACUAUAGUUAUUCAGUAGCUGUGAAUGAAGAGCUCGGAAGUAUACUCUGUGGUAGUAUACCCAUGGCAAUAGGUGUACAAGUCGAUAUGGCAACCCCUGCAUUGGCAAAAUUUGGAAGCCAUGAGUUAAAAGAGAAAUUUUUGGCUCCAUCUAUUCGUGGUGAUUACGUUGCUUGUCUUGGUGUGAGCGAAACAGGUUCUGGGUCAGAUGUAGCGAGCAUCAAAACUCGAGCUCAAACUGAUGGAGAUGAUCUUAUUAUCAAUGGAGAAAAGAUGUGGAUAACGAAUGCCGCGCAAGCAGACUGGAUGUGUAUGAUUGCCACUACAAAUGAUAAGGCUGUACACUCCAGUAAAUCUCUUAUUUGCGUUCCGAUGGAUCUUCCAGGAAUUACCAUAGCAAAUCGAAUUGAUAAAAUUGGAAUGCAUAGUUCUGAUACAUCUCGUGUCACUUUCGAUGAUGUCAGGGUACCACGUUCUAAUAUUAUUGGUGAAGAAGGAGCUGGUUUUAUGUACCAAAUGAUUCAGUUCCAGGAAGAGAGGCUCUUUUCUGGAGCAACUGCUUUAAAACUGCUUCAGCGAGCCAUUGAUUCGACUAUCGACUAUGCCAGAAAUAGACAAAUUUUUGGUGGUUCUGUAUUGGACCACCAAUCUGUCCAUUUCCGAAUGGCUGAACUACAAACCGAAGUUGAAAUGCUAAGGUCAAUGGUUUACCGAGUUGUUGGAUUAUAUAUAAAAGGUCACGAUGUCACACCUUUAGCUUCUAUGGUUAAAUUAAAAGCAGGUCGGCUUGGUCGUGAAAUUACUGAUGCAUGCUUGCAAUAUUGGGGUGGUAUGGGAUUUUCUUCUGAAAGUAUUAUUUCAAGAUUGUACAGGGAUUCAAGAUUAAUUUCAAUUGGGGGAGCGGAUGAAGUUAUGUUGUCAAUCUUGUGCAAGUACAUGGGAACUUUACCAAAACUGAAGCGGAAAAAUGACUGAUGUAAGUUCCCAGUCACCUCUAACGUUAUGCAAAUUCCAAGACUAAGGCUGUAUUUAUCAGCCUACAUAAUUUUUUAUUAAGUACGAUAUCACCGAGUUAAAGAAAUUUUAAUCAAAACCCUUAUUUUUGCCUAUCCUGUCUUGAUUCACACUACAUAUAUAGACAUUUGAUUCUUUUUUUUGAAAUUGAAUCUAAAAUCACAGGAUUUACUAGUAAUUGUUAUAAUGUAACAUGACUUAUCUACCUCCUAAAUCUAGCUAUGUUAUUUUACUAUAUUUUGUUUUUCCAAACAAUUUCUGUUCAAAAUGUUUCAAAUCGAAAAUAUGAUUCAGUUAUCAUCUGAAGUGUUACAAACUAAUACUAUAAAUUUCAAAUAAAAUUAAUUUAGUUUUUAAUUUUAGAAGGACUAUAGGUGUUACGAUGAGUGCUGAUCGAAACAAUGACUAUUAUUAUAUUGUAAUGCCAGUAGUUCCAUCACCACCACCCUUAGUUGCAUAAACUGAUUAUGCCCAAAUGAGGGUCCUACUCUUGCAUUAAAAGGGUGCAUCUUGUCAGGCAUGAGGCAAAAUUCUCAUGAUAUUUUGACACUUUUUUUUUGUGAAGUUAAAUAUGCUCAUUCGCUGUAAAA
This is a messenger RNA of Styela clava, 1954 nucleotides long. Its product is annotated as putative acyl-CoA dehydrogenase 6. Lineage: Eukaryota; Metazoa; Chordata; Ascidiacea; Stolidobranchia; Styelidae. Gene Ontology annotation, molecular function: acyl-CoA dehydrogenase activity; flavin adenine dinucleotide binding. The record is from RefSeq and is a predicted model, not a curated record. Gene Ontology annotation, biological process: fatty acid beta-oxidation using acyl-CoA dehydrogenase. Gene Ontology annotation, cellular component: cytoplasm.